Alosa sapidissima (American shad) is the source of this 3568-nucleotide messenger RNA. RefSeq lists its product as uncharacterized. The record is from RefSeq and is a predicted model, not a curated record. Bases 1116 to 3560 code for a protein of 814 amino acids. NCBI's taxonomy places the organism in Eukaryota, Metazoa, Chordata, Actinopteri, Clupeiformes, Clupeidae. The transcript is spliced from 5 exons.
AGGUCCAAUCCAAAGGGUGAAGAAAUCUUCAAAGAAUAUUACAAAAAGAAAACGCUGUCGGAUGCAACGCGUAGACAGAUGAUCAAUAUUUUGAUUGCAGAAAUGACUGAAUCCUAUGGGAACAUUACUAUGAUCCAGACGCCAAUACUGGCUACCUUGCUUGGAGACUCAAGACAGUCCAACGCAACAGCUUUGAUGGCUCCCACAGACGUUCCAGGCCUGAUUUGCAGGACAGCCCAACAACCUAUCGAGAAUCCCUGUUAACCAGUCAGCAGCUCUUCGGUGAGGAGUGUCGGGAGGCGCUUUCUGUCAUCAGAUACUCUACAGAUCAUUCCGUGGUAAAAGAGAGAAUGAGAGCCACCUUUGAGUAUAGACAGAAGCUAGUUCAUGACCAGGAUGCAACAUCUACAGUCUUGGAUGUCUUCCCUCGUUUCCUUGAUGUUCCUGGAUUGAUUGACCAAGAUUUUUCCAUGAUGUUUGGGGAUGAAGUAUCUGGGAAAUUUCUGGCAAAGUGGCCCUCAUUUUUCAUGCAGAAAGUCAUCACAGAAUGCCAGAGUCUUCCCUCAAAUAUGCAUGUUGAGGAUCUUCUUGCAGCUUUUGACUCUGAUGCCGAGAAUGACUUUGGCUGGGAUAGCCAUAUGUCAGCUCUCCUCCUGCUGUUGCAUCUCCUGCCCCCUACAUCAAGAGGCCAUAAGAAAACAGCUAAGAUCAGCUCAGCACAGGCAGCCAACCAUCUUGUAAGAUUUCUUAAAGAGGGUGCAAGCCUCACCACAUUCCUGGAGAAAGUUGAUGGAAGACAGCCCUUCCUCCUCUGCAUCGGUGAGAAAAAGAAGAGAAUCCAGAGGUUCUUCAUUGUCGUGGACCAGAAACCCAUCCCAAGCAAUGCUCAGACAACGGUAGCUGCUUUCGAUGAGCUGUUUAAAGCUCACUACGUCUUCAGCCUCUCUUACGAUGAAGUGCUUACCAGCUUCUACACCUUCAUCCAGACAGCGGUGUACAAUAUUGAUAUCGGAAAAGCAAAGGAAAGCCCGCGAGUCAAGGAACUGAGAGCUCGACUACUGCAAGAGCGUUAAAAGGCCACCAGCUCUCAAAGGUCAGAGUACAAUUCUCUGAAAAUGUUCACAUGUUUUGUUUGCAAAAUGCACCACAAAGACUGUUCAGUUCUAUGUAAGCAUUUAAAGUUUCAACAUGGUUUGUAUCCAGCUAAGAACUUACGUUUGAAAUGCGGAGAGCGAGGGUGUGCUUCAUCUUUUUGUACGUACAAUGGCUUAAGAAAGCACCUAAACACUGUGCAUAAGCUUUGCUAUGAUGAACAGGUCCGUACUAACCAGGAAGUGGCAUCACAAAUACAUUCUGAGGUGGAAUUUUCAAGUGAUCAGCCAACUACCUCUGCAUCCAUGUUGCCAGUCCUUCCUGUUAUCACACAGAAACCACUUACUAAAAUGUGCGGUUCACUUGUUGCACACUUACAAGCCAGUGGUCUCUCCGAAAGCACCAUCCAAACAAUAGUUUGUUCAAUGGAGGAAGUUGUCAGUGAUGUUCAAAGUGAAACACGAGAAGCAGUUCUCCAAACAUUUUCUCCCGAAACCAAGAAGUCAGAAAUGUAUAAUAAAAUAGAGCAUACUUUAAAUCAGUUAGACAAUCCUUUUUCAACAUUUAACACAGCGACAAAGAGACAAAAAUAUUAUGAUGAAAAAUGGGAAAUAGUUGAGCCAAAAGAAUUUGUUCUUGGUGUGAGAUUGGAUACACGUAGAGAUAGGACUACAGGUGUCUACAGUCAGGUUCCUGUGACAGACAAGUUCAUGUAUGUACCCAUUUUAGGCACACUUAAGUCCAUUUUCCAAAAUGAUGAGAUAAGAGAAUGUUUUUUGCAAGAGAAACACAGUCAAAAGGGAACAUAUAAAGACAUCAAUGAUGGGUUAUAUUUCCAAAACCAUCCUCUUUUUUCUCAAAAGCGGCAUGCUCUACAGAUUUUGCUUUACUAUGAUGACUUUGAAACAGCAAACCCAUUAGGUUCUAAGAAGGGUGUCCAUAAACUUGGAUGUGUUUAUUUUACUUUAAAAAACCUCCCACCAAAAGUAAACUCUGUGUUAAUGAAUGUGCAUCUUGCAGCUCUUUUUUAUACAUCAGAUUUAAAGAAAUAUGGUUUUGAUGAAAUAUUUAAGCCUCUAAUUGAAGAUUUAAAAAUUUUAGAGACAAGAGGAAUCAGAAUUCCAUGUAUUGAAGAACCACUGUUUGGAUCUGUAAUUCAAGUGACGGGAGAUAAUCUUGCUUUAAAUGGCAUUUUAGGGUUUGUUGAGUCUUUCAGUGCAACACACUGUUGUAGGUUUUGUCUGAUAAGUAAGGGAGAAAUUCAGUCGAUAUUUAAUGAGGAUGAUCCUGGACUUGUUCUGCGCUCCAGAGCGCUUCACAUUGAACAUUGUAAUGCACUAAGUGAAGAACCUGCUCUACCCUCUGUUUAUGGUGUUAAAAAGUCAUGUGUGCUCAAUACAUUAGAGUAUUUUCACAACACUGAUAAUUAUGCUGUUGAUAUAAUGCAUGAUUUGUUAGAGGGUGUUGUACAAUAUGAGCUUAAGUUGUUUUUUCAGUACCUGAUAAAAAAUGGCUACAUUUCUUUGAACAGUAUUUCAGACAGGAUGCAUAGUUUUAAUUUUGGUUUUACAGAACGUAAGAACAAACCAAGUGGGUUGAAAAUUGAUGACAACAGCAAGCACUUAGGUUUAAAUGCCAUUCAGUCAUGGUGUGUUCUCCGCAAUACCCCACUUAUCUUUGGUGAUGUGGUUGAAAUGGGCAACAGUCAUUGGAACCUUGUGCUCCUGUUAUUACAAAUUGUUAACAUCGUGUUCUCCCCAUUCCUUACUGACGGCAUGAUAUGUUACCUAAAACAUUUGAUUUGUGAUCACCAUAACUUGUUUAAAACUUUGUACCCUGAUAAGAAAUUGAUCCCAAAACACCACUUAAUGAUCCAUUAUCCGAGAUGUAUUAAAAAAAUUGGCCCUUUAAUCCAUAUGUGGUGCAUGCGAUUUGAGGCAAAACAUUAUUUUUUUAAAAAGUCUGUAAAGAAUUUCAAAAAUCUUACAAAAUCUCUAGUAAAACAACACCAGCGUCAAUUGGCUUUUUACUAUGAAAAUUAUUGUUUUAGGAGGUUUGAGAUUGGUCCUGUGAAAAUGAAAACAAUUGAUGGCAUGGAAUGUGGAGAAACACUGUGUCGAAUACUAAAAUUAGAUUCAUAUUCAGAUAUUUCAACUACAAAUUGGGUUAGAAAUUAUGGCACAGAAUACCAGAUUGGUUUAUUUAUAGCCACUGAAACAUCCCAUGAUCUACCUGUGUUCAAGAAAAUAUGCCGCAUUAUAAUACAUGAACAGCAUGCAUUCAUAAUAGGUUGUACAGUUGAUACUUUGUACUUUGAUGAACACUUGCAUGCAUUCUGUAUAGAGGAACAAAAUGAUGACUAUGUAGUGAUCUGCAUUGACCAGCUUACUUAUUUCAGACCCUUUGAUAAACAAUACUCUAAUGACAGUGACCGAGCAUACAUUGUUCCAUAUUGUUAUAUGUUUUAAAAUAUAUU